Molecule: messenger RNA, 3004 nt
Organism: Cyprinodon variegatus (sheepshead minnow)
Lineage: Eukaryota; Metazoa; Chordata; Actinopteri; Cyprinodontiformes; Cyprinodontidae
Gene: rbm24a
Product: RNA-binding protein 24
Exons: 4
Coding region: 273-968 (231 amino acids)
Cellular component (GO): cytosol
Molecular function (GO): mRNA 3'-UTR binding
Source: RefSeq, a predicted model, not a curated record
AGUUAGACAGCACAGCUAUUGAAGGGGAGCUGGAAGCACCUGAUGCUCAUCUCUGGGACAAUCCGCUCCAUGUUUCUGUCCUCUUAUCCGCGACGAGAAUAAAUCUACCUCCACCGAGCUCCAUCGUUGUCGACAUUUUUUAUUUUUAUUUUUACCUGAUCUCCUUCCUUUUUUUCUCUAUUUUUUAAAACCCAAUUGAUAAGGAGACUUUGCACUACUCUAGCCUUUAAAAAUCUGUUUACUGUGUUUUAGUUUUUAUUUUUGCACUAACGAUGCACACCACGCAAAAGGACACGACCUACACGAAGAUCUUUGUCGGCGGUCUUCCCUACCACACCACGGACUCAAGUCUCAGGAAAUAUUUUGAGGUUUUUGGUGAGAUUGAAGAGGCGGUGGUGAUCACCGAUAGACAGACCGGCAAGUCCAGAGGUUAUGGAUUUGUGACGAUGGUGGACCGCUCUGCUGCCGAUAGAGCAUGCAAGGACCCAAAUCCGAUCAUCGAUGGGAGGAAGGCCAAUGUGAACCUGGCCUAUCUGGGGGCUAAACCUCGGGUGAUGCAGCCAGGUUUUGCCUUUGGUGUUCCCCAAAUCCACCCAGCGUUUAUCCAAAGGCCUUAUGGCAUCCCGACCCAUUAUGUGUACCCCCAGGCCUUCGUUCAGCCCAGUGUGGUGAUUCCUCAUGUGCAGCCUGCAGCUGCCGCUCCCGCCGCCGCCACCUCUCCUUACAUCGACUACACCGGUGCUGCCUAUGCACAGUACUCCGCAGCAGCCAACGCAGCAGCUGCCGUGGCCUACGAGCAAUACCCCUAUGCCGCCUCUCCCGCUGCCCCAGGUUACAUGGCCACCGCUGGUUACGGCUUUGCUGUCCAGCAGCCUUUAGCCACCGCAGCCCCAGGCUCAGCGGCUGCUGCAGCUGCAGCUUUCGGGCAAUACCAGGCUCAGCAAAUGCAGGCCGAUCGCAUGCAAUAGCAGCGGCUGCAACUGUUGCACAAGCAAAGAGAAGGACGAUCCACCGCUGGUCACAGCUGAAGUAUGACAAGGAUACAAGAAGACAGAUGGAGUUGCCUUGAUGGUGGAUCCUGUCAACUCCGAGGUUUAGUUUCCCUAAAAGUUAGUGGUGGUGAGGAUAAUAGUGAGGUGGGAUAGGAUCUCUCCAACUUGCUGUGCUUUAUCUAAACAAAAAGCUGAAAAUGAGAAAAAGGUCACAGAACAAACCUAGGAAAUUAUCACUGUUGGUAUUACUAUGAAUACUAUUGUUUUUGCUACUGCCACUGUAGUAGAGUUUCUAGAGACGAAUGACAGGAAGACAGGGUGUUACACUGUUGGCCUUAAAGUCCUAAUGCUGUCUCUAACGUUAGUUUUGAGGAAUAGCCUCUAUUUUUCUGCCUGUCAUGUUUCCAAAGUGUUACUUGGUUAUUUAAUGCCCUCAUAACAUUUUUAUUUUAUUUAUUACUUUUGUUAAUAUCACACAUUGAGGGUUCUGCUUGUAUGUUUUGUUUUAUGUUUUUUUUUUUGAGUUGAUGUUUUCUGAUAAUCAGGGAAAUGAAACCGUUUCCAAUGUGUUUUUUUUUUCUCUAAAGUUCGGUCUGGAAGUCUAGGUGUUGUUAAUCGUCAUGUGGAAAACACAUGUGAAGAACUUGCUGAAUAAUCUUCCUGAUGCUGAAUGUCCCAUUUACUUUUUUUUUUACUCAGCCUCAACCUCUUGACCUAUGCAAAGCAAACAAAUCAACAAAAGAGAAAGAAACUGAAAUUGUCAUCAGCUCUGACUAGACUCUUGGACUACAUGGAGGGAGGAGGGGGGGGAUUUGGAAAAGACAACAGAAACCCUGACAAAAAAGAGGGGGGGAAACAAUGAGAAACACUAAAUCUGUUGCUUCUCUACAUUUCACUUACAUUCAUGCAUCCAGAGGCAGCAGAGUGCUGAAAAGCAAAAGCAGCACAGUGGCGUUUCUCUCUGUGAUGGAGGGGGCAGCUGCUGGAGGGGGCGGGAUUGGUGGACGCAGCAACUCCAGCGCUGCACAGAUGGAUCUCUCUGGAAAGAACGCACCGUUUGUUGAGCUGUCACAUUUUAAUCCCCGGCAGAGCCCUUUUGGGAACCGACAUUACACCCCUCCACCCCCCCCCUGGGCACCCACCAUGACCCCUACCCCCCCUUCCUCCAGUCGUGUCAGCAUUUCCACCUCUGUGCUGCUGUAGCAGGGUGUCAGGUACGCACUCAGAAUUUCUCCAAAGCUAACCCGACAACUAGCCUGGCUCGAAUCUGUUAGAACCAGUAGGUGGGGGUUGGAGAAAAUAGGGGUUUCCUCAUUGAUGUCAUGUCGGUCUAUGUGCCUUACAGUAUUUUCAGCUAUUUAACUUAGAGAACAACAGAAAAACGGACAAAAAACUAUUUAAGUUAUUUAUUUUUGCAGGUUGUUGACACUCUUAAGAGUAGAUACUUAGUGGAGGUACUGUGUUAUUAAUAUUAUUAUGUACUCAUCUCAAGGCAUAUAUAAGUUAUUGAUUAGUUCAUUACUAUUAUUAUUAUUAUUAUUAUUAUUAUUAACAUGCUGAACCAAAAACAAUAAUGUAGAAGUUAUUUAAAACACUGUUAUGUGCACUGUACUUUUUAUUUUUGGACUAUUUAGAACAAAACAUAAAAUAGUUGCAUUGUGGAUUUUAAUGCAGGCCUGUUUGCAUUGCAGGUUGUACUCUGAGUCAUCUAUGUUUAGCUGAGAGGAAUUAUUAAGAGGUUUUACAAAAAAGCAAAAAAAUGCUGCUUUUCUCUACUAGAAUGUAUAGCCGCCGUUGGGCUUUCAGUAGCUUAUGUUGCUUCAUAUUCUUCAGAUCGGCUGUUUUACACUGUUGGGAAAUUUUUUAUACUUGAACUUUUUCUUACAAGGGAAAUAUGUAAUAGAAAAUGGCAAAAAAAACAACAAAAAAACAUUUUCAUUGUCAGUGGAUGAAGGCUUUUAAAGCAUUUAUAAUAAAACCUUUACUUCAGAAUUUCAACCACAUUUAAUCAA